AUGGAGCUUAACAAGUCCGUCUUUCUCCUCCUUGUCUUCUCUUCUCUUCUAUCAUUCUUUGCUGAGGCCAUUUGUGUCCCUCGCAACGUCAGCAAUGGUCGUGCUAAUCCUGAUGCUACAGAGCGUGACUUUUCCCUAGGACCGGCCUUGUCUCUCUCAUCUUCAGCACCCACUACUCAAGCCCCAUUGCCCCCGCCAGCUUCCGCUUCCUCCCCUUCCCCAUCGGCUUCCUCCCCAUUACCACUUGAUUCACCACCUGAUUCUCAAACACAGUCACCAUCGAUAUUGCGGUCACCAUUCAAAAAUGCUGCACUGACGAAAAUAUGUGGCAUGACCGAUUACCCAGCAAAAUGUAUUGCCGCCAUUUCUCCUUUCCUAACCGGCGAAACUGAUCCCAUUUCAAUCCUUAAAAUUGGAAUGCAAGCUCUCCACAAAAAAAUUGAGGAAGCCAUUGCCGUUGCCACAAAACUAAACGAGGAUCCCUCUUCAUCAGCCGUGGUUAAGGACUCCCUGGACACAUGCUUGGAUUCUUUUGAUAACGCAAUUUCUGACCUCAAUGAUGCUUUGCUUGCAAUUUCCUCUCACGACAUCGGCAAACUGAGUACAAUGCUUAGUGCCACCAUAACAUAUCCUGACACAUGUGAGGAAGCCUUUGCUGAGCAACCAGAUCUCGCUUCGCCAAUGAAGGAGAUGGAUGACCAGCUGACUAAGAUCGGCCUUGUCUUUCGCAUCUUCAACACUAUUGAAUCCCCAUUGCCAUCGCCGUUUUCUUCCCAAGAGACAGAAUCCUCCCCAUUGCCAUCUCAGGUUUCUUCCACACAGCCAGUUCCAUCGCCACCUGAUUCUCCAACAAAUGCACCACCCACAUUGCCAUAUUCACCAUCCGUUAACCAUGCUGUUUUGUCGAAAAUAUGCGGCGUGACUAGAUUCCAAGCCGAGUGUCUUGCCACCAUUGCUCCUUAUCAAACUGGCGCAACUGAUCCCAUUUCAGUCAUUAAAAUGGGGAUACAAGCUCUUCACAAAGAUCUUGAGGAAGCCAGAGCCACGGCCACGAAACUAAGUCAGGAUACCUCUCUAUCAGCCAUGAUUAGGGAUUCUUUUGACAUAUGCGUAGAGUCUUAUGACGCUGCAAUCUCUGACCUCCAUGAUGCUCUGACUGCAAUUUCCUCUCACGACAUGGACAGACUGACUCGAAUGCUUGGUGCCGUAGCAUCCUAUCCUGAAAUAUGUCAGGACGCCUUUCUUGAGCAAGGUAAAGAAUCGCCAUUGAAGGCAGUUGAUCUGAAAUUGGAUAAGCUGGCUAGCAUCGCCGUGGACAUGACCAUAUUGCUCCCAGUAGUUAAAAUAAUUGAGUAA
Messenger RNA from Dovyalis caffra, 1356 nucleotides. NCBI's taxonomy places the organism in Eukaryota, Viridiplantae, Streptophyta, Magnoliopsida, Malpighiales, Salicaceae. The record is from the annotation of a GenBank genome assembly.